AUGGGCGUACCUGGCUUCUACCGAUGGGCGGUGCGCAGAGUGCCUCACUUGCGAGCGAAAACCUCGGGACCCCCUUACGAGUUUGACAACUUGUACUUGGACUUCAACGGUGUUGUCCACACCUGCGUGAACGACUGGACGCUCCAGGAGCAGGAAGAAUAUCUCUUUCAACUCAUCGAGGCGCAGCUGGCUGUGCUGCUGUCCUUGGUGACGCCAAAGGUGCUGCUUUACAUCGCGCUGGAUGGAGUAGCUCCUAGGGCGAAGAUGAACCAGCAGCGAUCUAGGCGUUUUCGAAAAGCCCAAGAGACAGAGGCGGAUGGCAUUGACGCGGUCAUUGAUGUUUUUGAUCGAAAUGCCAUCACGCCUGGGACUCCUUUCAUGCAGCGCUUGUCGGAUCGGCUCCGAAGCUGGGCCGCUACCCAGGCUGCGGCGCCAGACCUACAAGGACUAAGCAUUGUCAUCUCUUGCGACCGAGAUCCAGGCGAAGGCGAGCACAAAAUCAUGGAUGUGAUCCGCCACCAUCCUGAGCACACUCAUUGUCUCUGCAGUAAUGAUGCAGAUCUGGUGUUUCUCGGACUGGUGUGCGAGUCUGAGCAUGUCUACCUGCUGCGAACGAAGCCCAACUACGAAAAAAGGGUCCGUACGGACACUGGGCAGUCGCAGGCCCCGGAGACCCAAGCGGCGGUGGACUCAGACGGCGCGGCACCAGUGCCUGAGCCAGCAGCGACUGCGGGGCCCAUGGCUGAGGACUACGAAAUGCUAAGCAUUGUAGCCCUCCGCUCAUGGCUUUGCAGCCAAUUUCCAGAUUGCGCGCCGAAUCGAUUGCUUGCAGAUUUUGUGGCGAUGUGCUGUUUGGUGGGCAAUGACUUCCUGCCACACAUUGCAGCUGUAGAGAUCUACGAUGGUGGCUUGGACAAGCUCUUGGCGGCUUACUGCAAGCUCAAGACCGCCUCAAGCGGGUAUUUGACCACUGAAGAUCUGACGCUGAACUUACCCCGAUGGCGCGGCCUACUGGAGCAAGUUGCCCAGGAGGAGGCAGAAAUCCUGCUGGACAUGGUGGGCUUGGGCUGGGGUCCACAGCAGCUACCUUACCGCGGCCCUGGGCCGGUUGGACCAAACUGGGAUGGUGUCUCCGUGGUCGUCUCACCCGUGCCACGGAAGACAACUGCAGGGCAGCUCUCCGCAGCUAUGUCAAAGCAAGGCUGCACUGUCCAGAGCGUCCACCAGCUGAAGCAGUCACGAGGACCCGCUUCCUGGCUGGUGCGUUUCGCUGACCCAGCAUCUGCCGUCCGCACAUUGGUGUCAACUCGCCGAAUUGAGACACAGCGGCUGCAGGUGUCUUGGGCGCAGCUGAACCGAUUGCAGUUUGAAGAGACUCCACCAGAGCCAGCGGAGGCGUCGAACUGGCAGCAGGAGCUGCACAGGGCCGUUCGAGAGUCGUUCGAGUACUGGCUCGGACCGGAGAACCUGCCAAACGAUGCGUUCCUUCGGAGACAUGUGCGCCAACGGAGAGAUCGCUUCGUGCCCUUGCGGGUUUUCGUCAUGUUCCGACGCUUGCGCGUCUGGAUGCAAGACCAGGCGCAAUUGGCCGAGGUUCUCCGGUCCUCCGAUCAGUUGGAGGUUUGGGGCGAGGGGCGGCAUGCCUGGGUUCGGCACAAGGAGGACCAUAGCCGGCGUCCCCAUGAGUCACAUGAUCAGGUUGAGCGACAGAUGGCCUGCUUGGAGCUUCUUGCUGCUCGCCAAUGUGUAGAAGCUGUGCAGAUGCUGCGGCCAGAAUACUAUGCUCGCUACCCUGGACCCGUCGCCGCCGGUUCGCCUGCAGCCGAAGAUGUGGCAGCAGUCGAGCGUCAUCGAAGCGUAGCAUUUCUCAGCGGCAUCGAGUGGGUUCUGCACUACUACGUUCGGGGUUGUCGCUCCUGGUCUUGGUUCUAUCCGGCUCAUUAUCCACCUUUGUGUGCAGGCCUUGCGAUGGUGCAAGGCCCACUUCCAGUGCCGCCACUUGACGAGCCCGUGGCUCCUGAACUGCAGCUGCUGGCUGUAUUGCCGCCGCAGUCCUCACCGCUUCUGCCGCCAAGGCUGAGACCACUUCUGGAGGACACAAGCUCCCAGAUUGCGGACUUCUACCCUCGGGAGUUCGAGACGGACCUGAAGGAAGGCGACAAGGAGUGGCAGGCAAUCGUCCUGCUGCCCUUCGUGGAGGAGAAGCGCCUUCGCCAAGCUCUCUUCUCUGUCCUUCAGGAGUCCGACCUGUCCCAAUCGCAGCAAGCCAAAGCUUUCGUGGCGGAGGAUGCCAUCCUGCGUUCCUGGAGCUUCUCAGCCGAGAAGCCAUUGCCGGAAAGUAGGGCCAGUCGAGACCCGGACGGAGUCCCUGUGCAGUUUGCCGAGGCCGCUGCUGCAAUCCUCCUCCUUGCCACAGAAACAGCCCGCAAGGGCGGCAAGGGCAUGCCGGGAGGGAAAGGAAGGGGGAAGCGUGGGCAAAACGGCAAAGGGGCGGCUGUAAAGGACCUAAAGGAGGCACCAGGGCAUGGCGAGGAUGCUCUGGUUCCUGUAACAGACAAGAUGCCUGCUGCGAGCAACAGCGAAGCUACAAGCUUGUCGGCUGUGACAGCUUUGCUGUCGCGAAAUUGCUGUUCUGAGCGGCAGUGCAGCAUCGCAUGA
Symbiodinium pilosum is the source of this 2658-nucleotide messenger RNA. The record is from the annotation of a GenBank genome assembly. Lineage: Eukaryota; Dinophyceae; Suessiales; Symbiodiniaceae.